Fusarium odoratissimum NRRL 54006 is the source of this 483-nucleotide messenger RNA. RefSeq lists its product as uncharacterized. The transcript has 2 exons. The record is from RefSeq and is a predicted model, not a curated record. The coding region runs from base 1 to 483 and encodes 160 amino acids. NCBI's taxonomy places the organism in Eukaryota, Fungi, Ascomycota, Sordariomycetes, Hypocreales, Nectriaceae.
AUGCUUUUCACCAACUAUAUUCUUGCAACCUUCGCCACAGCUGCCUUGGCCACGCCAGUUGCACCUGAUGCCGCUCAGGACAUCUCGCCCCGUGACAACCACCUUGCCACCCUCUACGGCAUUGACACGUCCAAGGUGACUGUAUAUGACACUCGCAGUGACGAAGAAAAGAAGAAGCGACAGAACACGGGCCACGUCUAUGCUUGCGAUAAUAUUGGCUUCGUCGAUCCCUGCGACAACUACGUGUUGACCAAUGGCCAAUGGUUCAACGUCGAGGGCCUGGCCCUGAAUAACCGGAUUUCGAGCAUUGGAGCCAACUGGGGCGCCAACUGCUGGACUUGGGACCAUUUCGACCCCAAGGGGUGCUGGAACGAGAACGGAGCUCCCGCUCUUGACAUUACGUAUCCUGGCUAUCGUGAUCUCACCAGCUUGAACUGGAACGACAAGAUCGGUUGUAUCAAGUGCAACUUCUGGGGUUCCUAA